AUGGAUCCCUAUUCCGCAGAAGGUGAAUUGAUCAAUAUUCACAACCAUUUCCACCAAGGCCAAUACCAGGAAGUCGUCGAUUUCGAUACCUCGUCCUUCUCCGCCGACAAUGCUCUCCCCGCGCGCGUCCUAGUCCUGCGGGCUCGCAUCGCACUUGGUCAGGCUGAGGAUGUCGUCGCAGAGGUCAAGGGUGCAGGGCAGCCAGAUCUGGAGGUCCUUGGCGCCUAUGCCGAAUAUUCCCUAGGCAAGACUGAUGCUGCGCUGAAGACCGUUGAGAAGCUGGCUUCCUCGGCGGCUGACAACGUCACCGUUCAGGUCGUCGGCGGAACCGUCCUACAGGCUGCCGGCAAGUCAGAGGAGGCCAUUGCUCUGUUGUCACAACAUCAAGGAAGUUUGGAAGCCGUGGCCUUGAUUAUCCAAAUCCACCUCCAGCAGAAUCGAACCGACCUCGCCGUCAAGGAAGUCUCCGCUGCGAGGAGAUGGGCACAGGACAGCUUGUUGGUGAACCUUGCCGAGUCCUGGGUUGGGCUUAGAGUGGGCGGUGAGAAAUACCAGCAGGCAUUUUACGUCUACGAGGAGCUCGCCCAAGCUCCGUCAACAGCCUCGAUACGGAGUCUCGUCUCGCAGGCCGUUUGCGAACUACACCUCGGUCGUUUGGAGGAGGCGCAAACUGCCCUGGAGCAGGCAUUGGACAAGGACCCGGAGUACAUUGAAGCCAUUGCGAAUAUGCUGGUUUUGACUGUGAUUUCCGGCGGAGAUGCAUCAGAUUACGCUGCGUCGCUCAAAACGGUUGACCCAAACCAUGCGCUGCUGGUUGAUUUGGAGGCAAAGAGCGACUUGUUUGACCAGGCGGCGACCAAGUAUCGCGCAAAGGUGUCUUCGUAG
Metarhizium brunneum ARSEF 3297 is the source of this 885-nucleotide messenger RNA. RefSeq names its product Coatomer subunit epsilon (gene COPE). Gene Ontology annotation, molecular function: structural molecule activity; protein binding. Gene Ontology annotation, cellular component: COPI vesicle coat. Gene Ontology annotation, biological process: endoplasmic reticulum to Golgi vesicle-mediated transport; retrograde vesicle-mediated transport, Golgi to endoplasmic reticulum; intra-Golgi vesicle-mediated transport. The record is from RefSeq and is a predicted model, not a curated record. Lineage: Eukaryota; Fungi; Ascomycota; Sordariomycetes; Hypocreales; Clavicipitaceae.